AUGCAGCCGGUGCCGCCUUAACGCUCCCCACGCCGAUGCCAGUUCCCCGCGGGUCGUCGAUGCGUGAGAGUGGAAGUGACCGGUGCGAACGAGGAACUCGGGGGUUUGGUGUGGGAAGAAUAGUGCGGAUUGACGUUCGAAGCACAUUUCAAAACUUGCUCCUUUCCUGCGCAGGUCGAGGAGAGGCUGUGCUCUCAAAUAUAACGGGAGGACGAUAUCGCGUAUUUAUUUAUUUAUUGAUUCGUGAAACAUUCCGGGCAAACCCACACCGCAUCGCAUCGCAUCUCACCGCACAUCGCGCGUUUACCGUGUGACAGAUUCUCUACACCGGCUUACGCAUGAAUGGCCUACAUCUAACCGGCGCGAACUAGUCAUAAAUUCCUAACUAGUCAAGAAUUUUAACGUCGAAAACGUGUCGGCGUGUAAGAGCGACUCCAACAUUUUCCGGAGUUCCGUAUACAUUCGACGAUAAACAAACGGAAGAGGGCGACGAAGAGGAUAACCGAAAAUAAUUGACUUUCGAGAAAUAAUAUACUACAAAAUCAUCCGCACAUUGGUAAACCAGAAGGACGCGGGCCAAGACGAACAGCCCUGGACUUGAUUGAGGAGGAUACGCACUCGGAAGAGAAGGAAAGAUGAACAAAAUGGACUACAUGGAGGUUACGCUGCCCAAUUACUCCUACGUGUUCAACUUCGAGGAGGAAUUCAUUCACCAAGACACCAGGGUCUGGAUGAUGAACAAUUGGACGAAUUGCUUCUACUAUUGCGGCAUUUACAUGAUCCUCAUUUUUGGCGGUCAGCACUUUAUGGCCAGUCGGCCCAAGUACGAACUCAGGGGCGUACUCAGCCUUUGGAAUACUUUACUCGCCUCCUUUUCGAUCAUUGGAUUCACGAGAACCGCCCCCGAACUUAUCCACGUGCUCAGGAAUUACGGGCUUUAUCACAGCGUCUGUAUACCGAGCUUCAUCGAGCAAGACCGAGUCUCCGGAUUCUGGACCUGGAUGUUCGUCUUGUCGAAGCUGCCGGAGCUCGGCGACACGGUCUUCAUAGUUCUCCGCAAGCAGCCGCUGAUAUUCCUCCACUGGUACCACCACAUAACCGUCCUCCUCUACUCGUGGUUCUCCUACACCGAGUACACGGCGUCAGCUAGAUGGUUCGUCGUGAUGAACUACUGCGUCCACUCGAUAAUGUACUCGUACUACGCGCUGAGGGCGAUGCGAUACUCGCCACCGAAAUGGAUAUCGAUGGUGAUCACCGCCCUCCAGCUGACGCAGAUGAUCGUCGGAUGCGCGAUCAACGUCUGGGCUCAUCAAUACCUCGAGAGCGGGCAGGCCGAGUGUCACAUAUCGAGGGUCAACAUCAAGCUCAGUCUUAUGAUGUACUUCAGCUACUUCGUACUCUUCGCGAGAUUCUUCCACAAGGCCUACCUCGGCGGCAAGAGCUCGUCGAAAUCCGGAAAGAAGGCUUACGCCAACGGGAACGGUCACAUCGCUGCGGCGGAUUACAGCAACGAGAAGCUCAAAGCUAACUAAGGAAGAUACUCUUUAAAAUUGUUGAUUUUCCCAGGUUUGUUGCCGGUGGGAACGGAACGGGAGGGUUGGGCGGGAAGGGGUGGUGAGGGUCGGAUUGAUGAUCGGCUAUUCUUCGUGAGACCCGUUGUGCGGAGAGCUUCCGGAAAGAGAAAGAGAGAGAGAGAGAGAGAGAGAGCGUGAGAGUGUGAGAGUGAGGGAGAGAGCGUGAGAGUGAGAGUGAGAGGGCGAGAGAGGUGAGAGAACGAGAGAAAGAGAGAGAGAGAGAGAAUGUGAACGAGAAUGUGUCGUACGCAAAUUUGAACGAAAAAAAAAUUUUGUUUUCACAUUUGCGUGGGAGUUAUACGCGCAUAUACUGUAUACAGCGUUGUUUUGGGGUGAGUUAAUUUUCACCUUUUAUUUAUAAUUUUUUUUGGGAUAAAUAAAUUGUCAAUUCAGAGCUACGUGAUACGUGAUACAUAUUUUUUUACCCUCUUGUUUAUGUCCUCUAUAUGUAUAUUUUUUCAAAACUACACGUCAAGGUCGGCUAUUGAUUUAUUUGUCAUUUUUAUUAAUCACUCUUUCUGAACUAAGUGCCAUAAUUAUUUUUUCUGUCGUCUUUUUCACAUGUUUGUUUGUCACCUAUAUUUUUGAUACAUCAUGCUCGUCAUUUAACACCGAUCUAAAAUAUUUUCAUACCAGCCUUGGUAAUCGGAAAUAUACUGGGAAUUUUCAAACCCAGGUUAUAAAAAUAUCAAAGUUACGUUCGGUAAACAAAACGUUGAUUGCAGCAUAUAAUUUUAAAUAACAAUUGUGCGUUUGUUGCAUACGAAACAAUGUCCUCGAUUAAUUCCAUGCGGCAUUUAACAUGCACUAUACUUCACUGAUAUGAGAAUAUGCAUAUCUGUAUGCAAAAACAGUAUCCGAGCAAUUAUUUUCUUGUACGUGAUAUGUAUCGAAGCAGGUUUUGGUUAAAAUUGCAUUUUUUAUCACCGACAAAAGGUAGCUAGGGAAUGAUAAUGUUUGCGAAAACUCUCACAGACGGUAAAUUUUUAAGAGCGAAAGUAUUCAAUAAACCGUUGCGUUAUCAUACCUUCGAGUCUUAUUUGACAUCAUAAGUCUCAGGAGGAUAGUUCGGUAGUCGGAAUGGAAUGCGAAAGUCGAAACUAUAAACCCAGUCACGCAUUAUUUUCGGAUUAUCUCGAAGACUGUUAACUCCGGAGUUUUAGUGAAUUAACGUUUUUAAAAUAUGCAUGAAAAAAUAAUGUCGGAAUCCUUGUAGACUGAAAGACAUGCGAAUGGGAAAUUCGUGGAUUUUGUAAGGUCAUUUAUGAUGCACGAUGGUUUUUUUUUUUUUUUUUUUUUUUAUAUAUACUUAUGGGGGAGUGAGAGCGAAAAAACUAUGUCACUCGCAUCACGUAGCUAUUCCCUCGAUGAUACCGUCGAUAAUUUCUUAAUUUCUCUCGCGUUUUAAUCAUCAACGAACACAUCAAAAUGAACAAACUUCGCGUACCGAAGAUUUAACGAUACCAUUUCUUUUUGGUUGAAUGAAAAACAAUGAUAAUAUUAAAGCUAAUGAUAAUUUUUUUUCUUAUUUUCAUACUACUUUUUGUAAAAUCUUAUCAAUAUUGUGAGGAUUUCUCUCUCUAUAUAUAUAUGUAUGUUUGUCAGCCUUUCCGCAAUGUUUUCGAGAAAUUCCGACGGACGAGACGGAAUAUUUUUAGUUUGAAACUCGUUAUACGUUUUGCCGGUUUUUGGUGAUUCGCGUUUUCUGUACUGUAAACGGUAUAUUUAUUAUUAAAACACGCUGCAUACGCGAGCAAAUAACAGAUAACCAUUUUUACAAAUUACGUGGACCUGUUCCGGAUUGCGAGCGCAAUCUCACGAAGACACGAUCUUAUAUAAUAUAUAUAGUAUAAUAUAAUAUGCAUAGUAAUAUUGUACCGCCCCAAAAAAACAGUCCAGAACGUUGUUGUUGCCGUAGCUACUUAAGGUACCUAAAGUAAAUUGCGCGUGACGUCAUAACGAGAGGAGUUUAUUAUAGGUUUAGGUGUUAUAUUAUACAAAAAAAAAAAAAUAAAUAAGAAGAAGCCGCGAUUCUUGUUAUUGGUGU
Molecule: messenger RNA, 3621 nt
Organism: Neodiprion virginianus
Lineage: Eukaryota; Metazoa; Arthropoda; Insecta; Hymenoptera; Diprionidae
Gene: Baldspot
Product: elongation of very long chain fatty acids protein 6
Exons: 3
Coding region: 636-1532 (298 amino acids)
Biological process (GO): fatty acid elongation, saturated fatty acid; fatty acid elongation, polyunsaturated fatty acid; sphingolipid biosynthetic process
Cellular component (GO): endoplasmic reticulum membrane
Molecular function (GO): fatty acid elongase activity
Source: RefSeq, a predicted model, not a curated record